AUGAAGGACGCGACGAGCGACCCGGGAGCGGUAGCCGCCCCAGGCGCCAUGGACGGCGCGAGCAAGAAGAAGAAGAGAGAAGAGUCCUACACAAUUGCACCGAGUUCUUCUCCUCCCAUCGACACUAGUAAAUGGCCGCUUCUCCUCAAACACUAUGACCGUCUCAACGUCCGCACGGGGCACUACACUCCGCUGCCUCACGGCUGCUCGCCGCUCUGCCGCCCGCUGCAGCAGUACAUGAACUACGGCGCCAUCAACCUGGACAAGCCCGCGAACCCGUCCAGCCACGAGGUGGUCGCCUGGAUGAAGAAGAUCCUCAGAGUCGAAAAGACCGGGCACAGCGGCACGCUCGACCCCAAGGUCACUGGCUGCCUCCUCGUCUGCAUCAACAGAGCCACGCGUCUGGUCAAGUCGCAGCAGUCUGCAGGAAAGGAGUACGUGUGCAUCGUCCGGUUCCACGCCAAGCCCGAGAGCCGAGCGAAGGUCGCGCGGGCCUUGGACACGCUCACUGGUGCUUUAUUUCAGAGGCCGCCUGUCGUCGCCGCCGUCAAGCGUCAGCUGCGUAUCAGGACGAUUUACGAGUCUCGGCUGCUGGACUACGAUGAACAGCGCCACAUGGCGGUCUUCUGGGUCAAGUGCGAGGCCGGCACCUACAUCCGAACGCUGUGCGUCCAUUUGGGGCUGGUCCUGGGCUGCGGCGCGCACAUGCAGGAGCUCCGCCGCGUGCGGAGUGGAAACUUGGGAGAAAGUGACCACAUGGUGACGAUGCACGACGUCCUCGACGCGAUGCACGUCUACGACAGCACCCGCGACGAGACCUACCUCCGCCGCACGAUCUUCCCUCUCGAGCUGCUGCUCACCGGCUUCCCCCGCGUCGUCGUCAAGGACAGCUGCGUCAACGCCAUCUGCUAUGGCGCCAAGCUGAUGAUCCCCGGUGUCCUCCGCUUCGAAAGCGGCAUCGAAGUCAAUCAGGAAGUCGUCCUCAUGACCACCAAGGGAGAAGCCAUUGCCCUCGGUGUUGCGCAGAUGACGUCCAGCGUCAUUGCGUCGGUUGACCACGGCGUGGUAGCGACGAUCAAGCGCGUGCUUAUGGACCGCGACACCUACGACAUGCGCUGGGGCUACGGCCCGCGCGCGAGCGAGAAGAAGAAGAUGAUUCUUGCUGGCCUGCUCGACAAGAAGGGCAAGCCGAACGAAAAGACGCCUGCCACCUGGCUUAAGAGCGAAGGGUACCUGCCUAAGCUCUGCGGGUCGGAGGAGGAGAAGACAAACGGCGACGCGCGGGACGCCGUGAAGAUAGAGAACGGCGUGCGCGUCAAGGAGGAACCGGAGGAGGAUGACGACGAGAAGCGUCGCAAGAAGAAGGAAAAGAAGCUCAAGAAGAAGGCCCGCGAGGCUGAAGAAGCAGAGGAGAGCGAGAAGAAGCGCAAGCUCGCGAGCGGCUCGGAUGAGGAAGAAGCCGAGGCAGCUCCGCAGGAGAAGAAGAAAAAGAAGAAAAGAAAGGAGGCGGAAGACAUCGACUAA
Besnoitia besnoiti is the source of this 1524-nucleotide messenger RNA. RefSeq names its product rRNA pseudouridine synthase. The record is from RefSeq and is a predicted model, not a curated record. The transcript has 8 exons. The coding region runs from base 1 to 1524 and encodes 507 amino acids. Gene Ontology annotation, biological process: box H/ACA sno(s)RNA 3'-end processing; mRNA pseudouridine synthesis; rRNA pseudouridine synthesis. Lineage: Eukaryota; Apicomplexa; Conoidasida; Eucoccidiorida; Sarcocystidae. Gene Ontology annotation, cellular component: box H/ACA snoRNP complex. Gene Ontology annotation, molecular function: RNA binding; pseudouridine synthase activity.